UGCCCGGCGGGCCGCGCUUGCGUCGUAGUAGGGCCGACUCCUACCGUGGCGCCACCGCCCCUUAAAAACUAGAGCCCGCUGCGCCGCCCUCGCCAGAACAGAGCCCAUCGUGUGACGUGUGACGCUGCCCGUGCGAGACCGUGCAUCUUGUAGACCUGCGAGCCCUGACCAGAGGACACCCAACCGGCUGUUGCGAAACCGGGAGGAAUCUGUUUGGUGGUGCAGAGUAGACCCCCUUCUGGGUAGGAGAGAGAGUGAGGGACCCCUCCGGCAGUUGUCGCUUUUAACUUUUCUUUGAGGUCGUCCGGCUUGUCCGCCCAGCGGUCAAGCGAUUAUUCGGUGCCAAGACGAGUACGCACACCAUGACCUCGAUGUUCCAGACGCGCCUGACGAUGGCGCCAUCACCGACCCCGUCCCAUUCCAAGAGGCUGGACAAGAAGAAGUUCACGCACGUCUCCAGCGAGGUGAUCGCCCGCGGCGAACACAUGUCGCUCGCCAAGUACAAGUACGUCGACGCCACCGGCAGUCAAAAGAUCUGGGAGGUGGCCGAACGAUGCCAGAAGGCCAAGAGCAGCGAGUCUGACUCUGUCUGCGCGAUUCCAACCCUGCGCCGCAUGCUCAAGUACGACUGCCUGGUUCUCGUCAAGCAGUACAGGCCUUCCAUGAAAGCCUUCACCCUGGAGUUCCCCGCUGGCGUCGUGGACCCGCCAGACUCUACGUCAGAACUCGCGGCUUUGCGCCGGCUCCACUCGCAGACAGGCUACACCUGCACCGGGCUCAAGAAGAUCAGCCCUCUGACGGCUUCUGACCCUGUCCACACGGCGUGCACCACGAAGCUCGUGUCGGUCGAGAUCAACGGUGAUGAUCUCCGCAACCUCAACGCCCAGCAGAAGUUCGGCGAGGGAGAGUUCUACGAAGUUGUCCAGGUUCCCAUGAACGACGUUCUUAAGCGGUUAAAUGAAUACAGCGAGGACGGCUACGUGAUCGACUCUCGCGUCUACACCUUCGCCCUGGGCCUGUCCAUGGGCCUUAAAAUGGGCGCCGAGCAGAACGGCGACAAGGAGGACGACGUCCAGAUAGUGACCAACAUCAUCGACAUCGACCACUAGACGCGCGACGCCCCGUCCCCACGUCUUCACCGGUGAUUUCGCCGCACUGCAAUCCGAAAGCCCCAAGUUUCCCGUGGCGUGGACAAGCAUGGAAUGGUGCUGCCGCAAGCCUCCAUGUCACUAAAGAAGUUCUGACCGUGCGUUCAACUUGGGGGGGAUAUGUUCAGCAGCCAGUAAACUUUUCACAUAUGGCGUGUAACACAGGUCACCCGGAAUUAGCUAUUUAAGAAAAUCCUAUUCUGAUCGUAGCAGGACAGUGCUAGCAAUAAUGUAGAUGUAACCACUACUCUCUACCUUUCGUCAGAGUACAGAGAUAGAUUUGAAAUUGGGGAAGUCUUCCAUGCGGCAGAAGGAACCGUGGAGCGUUUAUGUAUUACGUUGGUUUUCGUGAAAUGUGAGUGUUGUGCAGUGCAUGCCGUGUAUGUAUGUAUUGAUAUUUCGAACCCACGGACAUUUUUUUUCAUUCUGCUGUUGUAAUUAUUAUUUUAUUGCCCCCUUAUGCUUUGUUGUUAUGGUACCUGAAACUCACUCUUUCCUUUGAAACGCGCACACUAUAUUUUUUUUAAUAGCCGUCAAAACUCUGGGAACACCGAGGGGAAUGGUGAUAAAUAAAAAAUUAGUUAUCGAACCACUGAGUAGAUUGUUAGCACCAAAUAUAGUGAAUGGUGUACGAAUGUAUUGAGACGGUAAAGAUGACAAGCCACAAUCUGUGGCAAAGUAUUCUGUCCGGCUUGAUUGAUCUUAUAGUUUGGUGAUCGACUUGUCGCCAGCUAUUUGAAUGCACGCUUGGUAAAUUUUCGCGAUCAUGAUGCCUUCUCUCCCUCCAGGUGUGUCUCAGAUCUGACACCAAAGCGCCAUAUCUGUACGUCGUUGAAUAAAGAGUGAUGUUAUCAUUUAUCGA
Molecule: messenger RNA, 2010 nt
Organism: Dermacentor albipictus
Lineage: Eukaryota; Metazoa; Arthropoda; Arachnida; Ixodida; Ixodidae
Product: ADP-sugar pyrophosphatase-like
Biological process (GO): ribose phosphate metabolic process; nucleoside phosphate metabolic process
Cellular component (GO): nucleus
Molecular function (GO): ADP-ribose diphosphatase activity
Source: RefSeq, a predicted model, not a curated record